Messenger RNA from Dermacentor silvarum, 2577 nucleotides. RefSeq names its product O-acyltransferase like protein-like. The record is from RefSeq and is a predicted model, not a curated record. The coding region runs from base 156 to 2237 and encodes 693 amino acids. Lineage: Eukaryota; Metazoa; Arthropoda; Arachnida; Ixodida; Ixodidae. The transcript is spliced from 16 exons. Gene Ontology annotation, molecular function: acyltransferase activity, transferring groups other than amino-acyl groups.
AAGCAAACCGCUGCAAUAACCGAAGCGGGACUGGGAUUUCAACUACCUGAAAUACUUAUGCAGAUCGCACGCACUGUGGGAUUCGACGAACAGAGGACGCCCCGGAUUCUACAUCUUGAAUUCGCGCUGAUUGUACAUCAAGGCUGAAGAAAACAAUGGGUUAUCAGACACAGCCGCAUAGAGUCUUUUUCUCAGCUUUAUGCACUCUGUUGCUGGCUGUCACUUACUUCGUAUUAUUCUGCGAAGGUACCCUUGCCUCCCCGAAGCAUACCCACAUCCUUGACAGUCUUCCUGAACAAGUGCUCACUGCGGAAAUUCGACUGAGCUACAGAUGUCGAGAGGACAUUUUUGUCUACAUGACACACUUACAAAGUGGGUCCGAAUGGGCUAUGAAAAUGUUUGAUAGCACUGGUAAGCCGGAGAGUGGUAUCCUGUCAGGAGGACGUACUUUUUUGGGCAUGUAUUCCGAGUGCAUCGAAGCGCUGUCGCAAGCUGCCCCAUUGGCUGCUGCAGAGGACUACUCACAACCGAUGCCCGCGUUCACCAGCACCUACUGCUUAACUUCAGUGCGCCUAGACUCCGAACAGCGCACACAGAAACAGGGUGUAACUAGUUCUAUAUGUAAGAAGCUUUCCGGGGCGGAUAUUUCUACCGGCGUCUGCGUGCCGUCUACAUGCACCGAAGAAGACGUCAAUGCAAUUGCCACUUUCGUGUUGUGUCAAUCGGGCUGCAAUGGUAACGCAACAUCAACAAGGUGCCGAACGAAAACUGAGAGCUGGAAUACCGACAUCGCAGCCAUGGCAGUCACGUCAUUCAUUGUGCUCUUGGCUCUCGUUGCUGCUGGGGCCACAAUCACAGACUACUCUGGAAGGCUGCUUGAAAAAAGGAAACGCGUCCAUUUAGUCAUCGAUGACAAAAAGUCGCAUGAAGCAACGUUUACACAAUCCAAGCAAGUGCCACGUUUUGAAAACAAAGCUAAGAAGCUGUUUCUUUGCUUCUCUCUUCUGGAGAAUGGAACCAAAUUAUUUGGAAGGCAAAGCCCGAAGACGGAUUCAAUUGGCGUCUUGCAUGGGCUGCGUUUCUUCUGCAUUGCUUGGGUCAUUAGCAUCCACAAUCGAAUUAUACCUCGUUAUACCAACGUCUUUCGUAAUUCGGCUGACAUGGCGAAAGUAAACCUGAUGACGACGAUCAUCGACCGGGGAACACUAGCAGUGGACACUUUUUUGUUCAUUGGUGGUUUCCUCGCCGGAUACAUAAACCUCAAGUAUCUGGAAAAAAACAAUGGCGAAAAUAACUGGCUCCUUGCUUACGUACACCGCUAUUUCAGGACGAUGCCUCUGCUGAUGUCAACAGUCGCGAUUUGUGCUUUUCUAAUGCACUACUUUGGCGAUGGACCACUCUGGAUGGAUAUCAUUGGUCCAUACGAGAGCUCGUGCCGAUACAACUGGUGGACAAACCUACUCAACCUCCAAAACUUUAUUCACACAAACAACGUGUGCUUGCCGCAUACUUGGUAUUCAGCCGUGGAUUUUCAACUUUAUCUAAUCUCGCCCAUAUUUAUUUAUUUGCUUCACAGGUGGCCUCGUGUCGGAAUGGCAGUUUGCGGAGUGCUCGUCGUGGCAUCGACUGUUUUCAGCACAGUGUUUACGGCAGUGAAUGGAGUGGGGUCUGUGCCCGGUGUUUAUGACUACAUGCAAGAUGUCUAUAUGAAGCCGUAUUUCCGCAUCGCAACGUAUCUGAUUGGCAUUCUCUUGGGACACUAUAUUGUCUACAACAAAGAGGGCAUCGCAUUGAAAAAGUGCUAUGAGUGCCUGGGCUGGUUGGUGUGCCUGUUUUGCCUUCUGUUUGCCCUCCUUGGCCUACGCAUUAUAAAUCCUGCGGUGCAAAGUCCCUUACGCGGUGCUUUCCAUGCUGCUGCGCCGACGUUUUGGUGCCUGGGGAUAGCAUGGAUUGUCUACGCCUCCAUGGCAGGAUGUGGUGGUUUCAUUACCAAUUUCCUCUCCUGUGGUAUAUUUGAGCUGCUCAGCAAGCUUGUGUUUGCGGUAUACAUUGUGCAUCAGCCUCUUAUGUACGUAUUCCUCGCAUCACGACAGGAAAGCUUCGACUACAAUUAUUUCCUUAUGGGCUACUUCUUCGUUGGAAACCUCAUGCUUUCAUUUGCUGUCGCCGCAGUCUUAAGCCUAUUAAUAGAGAUGCCCAUGUCCGGCCUUGAAAAGAUUAUUCUAGGGCGUGAAUAAAGAAGUUUUGGGAGCAAUAAAAAUGUAACUGCAAGAAUAAUAACGGCAGUUGAGAGCCCAUUUCCGCCAGUCAAAUCUUGUUUGUUGGAGUAAUUGCAACCAGGUCAUCAAGCACUUCAACGCAAAAAUGUGAAGUAUUGCUCCUUGGAGUGCAAAACGAAGCAUUUCAGUUUACUCUGCUACCGGUAACCUGAUUCCGCGGCUGUUUAAUUCCGGUGGAUGUAAUCAGACAUGUACUUGACGAAUUACAAGCAAUAAAUUGCUUCUAAUCAGUUACGUUUUCGUUUUCUGGUGAUAUUGUAAUUUUACGAUUACUGGCAGUUUUCCUUGAACGAGUAAA